Messenger RNA from Stomoxys calcitrans (stable fly), 4758 nucleotides. RefSeq lists its product as uncharacterized. Lineage: Eukaryota; Metazoa; Arthropoda; Insecta; Diptera; Muscidae. The record is from RefSeq and is a predicted model, not a curated record. The transcript is spliced from 6 exons. The coding region runs from base 2623 to 3888 and encodes 421 amino acids.
UUGCAUGAAUUUUAUUGAGAAUCUUUUAUUAUUUUAACUAAUUUAUCCGUAAAACCUGUGAAUGUCGCGAAAGUGUUAACGAAAAGGAUAAACUAAUAGUCGAGAUUUCGGUGCCUAAAGUCUGCAUGUGUAUGCAAGUGUCGUUCAAUUUAGAAGUAAACAUACAAACUAAGAAAUUGGAUUAAACACCAACUAGCUACCUUUUUGGAGAAUUCUUAUGACCAUCCACCAACAUUCCAAUUGGGAAGUUAUUCAAAACAAUCAUCGUGUUUUCGCUGUUCCUCUUACCGGCUGCUGUUGCCGCUCUGCUACUGAUGGUGGUGCUGCUACUACACACUUGCUGACUCGGUUUAUUUUGAUUAUUGUUUGGUGUUUCUUUUGUGCUGUCUGUUCGUUACACCCACAAACAACAACUACAACAUAUUCUAUGGGAUGCUUUGACCGCAACGGGCACUGCGUUGAAAUGAAAUUAGAAAACGAAAGCGUUUGCACAAGCCCUCUGACCUACAAUCAAAUAAAGAUGAGGAUUAUACAACUUUUCAAGCAGCUUUAAUGGACAAAGCGCAUAUUACACGCUAUAAAGCCCUUAUAGAGAUUUUAUGGACCUCAUGGCAAUUUUAACAAUUUAAGGAUUUCAACAACAUUUCGCAUUCACGGUCUUACCAGCCAGACAUCAUCCCAGUGCAGAGUGUCGGUCCGUCGUCCAUCUGUGAAUAAUACCCCAUAGUAGUUCAGUGAAAGAAACAAUAAUCCCCCAAAGAAAUUGAACCGAAAACAGCAUUUGGCAGCGGCAGCAUAGAAGUGCCAGCAGCAGCAUCAUCUACAGCAUCAUGCACAGCGGCUGUUGGAGAAGCAGAACAAAAUCAAUAUAACAUAGCAUGGAGAUGAUUUGGCAAGCAAAAGUGGCAUAACCAGAAGCUGCAUUUUCUUUGUCGCCUGUAUCGCUCUCUCUCUCUCGCGCUCUCUCUUUGUUAAUGUAGUCUGCUGGUUGUCACUGAAUUUGACUCUUGAUUGGACUUUGGUGGUUAGUGAUGCUUUCUACUGCCUGCUGGAAGUGCUUCCAAAUUGGUGUCACUGUAUUUUUCACAACCCACCAAUUCACAAUCGACCCAAAGGAAUCUCAACAAUUGUGAAGAUGUGAAGAUAUAAUUAUUUGCUUUUUGCAUGUAAAUAAUAGAAAAAUCAACUAGGAAAACGAAACAGCAGCAGCAGCAGACACGCAAUGGCAAUGGUAGAAAAAUUCCUACCAUAGCUAAAUUGAAUUACAAAUAUCAUACACAACAAUAUGGGCCCAUGGUGAUGAUGAAGAGAUAAAACCAUAGAAAGAGACCCCCAAGAAUAGGACCAUACAGCGACCAUAAAGUCCAAAGUAAACAGAGAAAAGACAUAAACCAAUCAGAAAAUCAAACAAGCUCCGCCACAUCGCAAACAUACUGCAUUUACAGCUCCUCAUGUGUUCAUGAAAAAAACGGAGAAUUAUUGUAAACAAACAUAAGGAUCGCAUUGAAGAAUAAACAAGAACAACUAUAGAACCUAGAACCUCAUACACACACCGUAUGGAUGUGCAGAGUCCAUAUAUCUCCAUCCAUAGUAGCGGCAAUGAAUGAUUAAUUUCGUGUUUUCCAAGCGGAAAAUGUUGGUGAUAUUGAAAAACGAAAUGUAAACAACACAUUGAUGAUUAGAACUACAAUGUCUCCUACUGAUCGCCAUAAAAACAUUAUCGAUCAGAAAUUCAUUAACAAAAACAACAACAAUAGAGUGGUAUACCAACAUUUACUACCAGCAACAUCAAAUCGUAAGCAAAUAGCCUGUAUUGCAGCAGCACCAGCAGCAGCAGCAUUAAGGCCAAUGUUGUUUACCUUUACCAACGGCCGACACACUGAAAACUCUGCCACCAAGAAAAGGUCAACGUUAUCCUCCUCAAUAUCAUUGUCACCUUUGCUGAGGUUAGAAUUGCGUUUAUUGCUGCAUACCAGUGUUGAAAUAGAAGAAGAAGAACAACAACAACAACAAAACCAUCAAAGCAGAGUUGUUGUUGUUCCUGCGACCAUUAGUGAUAGGAAUUGUUUGUUGUAGAUUCCAGUACUAUCAACGCCACCACACAAACAACAACAACACCAACAACAAGAACAACAUAGGUUCCGAGGCACGUUUUCCCAUCUAGCCAAAGCAAACAAUCAUAGAACGCCAAGGGCAGGCAGAUUACCCAACCAUACGCCAUACGACAGCCUUUUUGGAAAUUUGGUUUUGUAAAACCCUGGGUCAUUGGGUUUUGCAUUCAUUUCCCUAACGAACUCUAAAGUGUUCACAACGAAAACCCGCCGCGUUGUAAUUUCCAUAGUCAAGAGGAAAUAGACUUGUCCCUAACCAACCACCAGGCAUUUAAAUUGAAAAUAUUCUUAAAAACGAAAGUUGACCCACCUACUCCAAGAACUUUACCAUUAUUUUGGAGCACUUCAGUGCAUUGUGGCUAUACGUUAACGUUAAGCAGCCGUAGCCAUUUACAUUGAACACGAACAGCAGCUGCCAGCCAUUGGCGCCCAACGUGUGGGCUAGGAAACUUUGCUGGCGCCCAUAUCACCUUCUGCCAUAUUUUUAAGCUCAAUGUGAAACCAAUGGAAAAUGAUGUCUAUGAUGAUGUUUUACGUGAACAAAAGCAGCUUUAAAAGCAACAUCACCAGCACCAGCACCAGUAGCUGUAGCAGUAGCAGUAGCAGUAGUGGCGGCAGCAUAAAUAAUCCCAAAAGCGGCCAAGUCGCUCAGCCACAGCAUAGCAUCCAUAUUAGCUUUAAAUCCCAAAACAAAAUCGCCCCCAAGUGCAGUGAAGAUGCUGCGCUCAUCAACUCCAACAUCUUGGGAGAAGAAAAUUUGGAGGAUACCCGGCAUAAGCCAACAAUGGAGCAGCAACAGCCACACAGAUGGUCUAGUAGAAAUCAUAAUAAUAGCCUGGAGUUAAGUCACCCAUUGGCUUAUUGCAAAAGCAGAUUUUGUAGAUGUUCUUACCAGGGCUCUUGUUGCCAAUGUUGUUGCUGCUGCUGGGACAAUAGCAGCGGCGGCAGAGAGCUCAAGCAGCUGCCUGAAAAGAGAACAAUAAGUGGCAUCGAUAAUGGGGAAAAAGCUCAAAGUCCAAUAGCAACAAAUUGUGGGAAAAGUAGCAAUAUAAAGGAAAAGCAAAGCAUUCAACGGCUGGCACAGCGAAAUGCAGAUGAUUGCUUAAGCAGCAGCAGCACCAGCAACAACCCCAACAACUGUUGUUGUCACAACAACAGCAGCACAAACUUAACAACUACCAUUAGCAGCAUUACUAGCCUUAGGACUAGAGAAUAUGAUAAAACAACAACAGCAACAAAGACUAGGAGUAGGACAUGGACAUGGCCAACAAGGCCUGCGAAUACGCUGAAUGGGCAUGAAUCCAGCGGCGGCAUCAAAGAUGACCCCACCACCACCACCACCACCACCAACAGCAACCCAGAAAAGACUUUAAGACCUCUUGGGCUCUCACUGUCACAAAGCCAUUCAAAACCAGCCGAGUCAACAACGAGAACCAAGUCAAAGCUUUACCACCCUUACCAUACUGCUGAGCGUCAGCUAAAACGUAAGCAGUACACCAAAAGCCUUAGAAGAACUUUAUCAACAUGCGUUUUCCCCUCCACACCAUCCCUAGCAGCAGCAGCAGCAGCAGCAGCAUCAACCGCUAUAGCAACAGCCUCAUGCUUAUACAACAACAUUAUUAGGCAUUUAGGCCUACAGCUAUGUUGUCUCCUGCUGUUAAGACUUACCAUGAUGACCACUGGUCUUGCUGUUGGCAUGGAUACAGCAAAUGCAAAUCUCACCGAUUUGGGCAGUCCGGGUAUGUACAAGUCUCAUAACAUAAAAACCAUAUGCUAACCAACUGCCUCAGUGAAACGUAGUCUAUAGCAAAAUAACAUCAUCUUAACCAAAGAUUAACAAUAUAAUCAAGUUUGGUCAUUUCCUUUUUACCCCUUUCUUUGACCUGCUGUUUCCCUUUCACACUCUUUAUUUUUUUUUUCUUCUUGCCUUCCAUAAUUUCUAUAUCAGUUAUGCUCGCACAAAAAUCAAAGCUGCCUCCCCCAGAAGCUGAGGAUUUUGAUUUUUUGUGUGUGUGGCCUCCAGCUGGUUUAAACAGUUUUUUUUUCUUUUCCUCUUCUAUCUUCUCCCCCCCAUUUGCGACACUUAUGGGGGAAAAAGGAAACAAUUCUAUGCCUCCCAAUAUGUUGCGACAGACAUUAAAUAAAGAUAUUCUCUAUGGGGAUUUUCGAUGAGGACUUUAUUGGCAAAUUUAAAAGCUUUUCAAUUUAAUACAAAAAAAAAAAAAAACUUUGAAUGGAAUUGUCUUCUAGGCCAUUUUGAAAGCUGAUUUUCAAUCUACGCACUUGUUUUUCAAAAAAAAAAAAAGAUCUAAGAGCUAAGAUCCAGUGUCCUUCCUUUUUUCCAUUUAAAUGCUUUUUUAUGCAAAGCGUAGCCCAGAAUGGGUUAAUCACAUAUGACACAAAAGAAAAUUGAAGCAGAAGUAUAGUGACCUAUAGAUACAUAGAAAAUAGAAAAGAAAGAGUUAAACAUGAAAGACUUUCAAAGUUUUAUGAAUUAAAAGUUAGUUGAAUAACUUGUUAUGUGGUUGUUUCGUAAUUUGCAUAUGAUAUCCAAAUGGUUUAUAUAAAAACCCUUUAAUUAAAGAAAUGUCAGCUAUUGGUCUGUCAGACGGACGAACAAAAUUCACAAUAGCAAUUUAUUUGCAGA